CGCGCUCGCUCGCUCUCAAACGAGUCAGUGUGUCAGUGUGAGCAGAGUACAGCGCGAGCGGCUGGACGGGUCUCAGCAGAAGGGUUUCUCUCUUUCUCUCUUUUUUUUGGUUGUGUUCUUCAGAAAAGGAGAGGAACAAGCAGCAGAAGCAGCCAAGCUGGAGGAUGUACUAGUUGCGCUUGCUUACUGCUUGAAUUAAUGACAUUAAUGGGAUUAUUAUUAUUAUUUUUUAAAUGAUCUGAUCCAUAUCUUUUCAUUUCAAGCAUCCAUCUCCAGGACAACAAGCGCAGGAGUGGGAUUUGUCUUUUUCUCUUUUUUUUGGAUGCAUUCAUGCAUCGUUUGAUAGUAGCUGUAUUUCCUUCUGUUUACACCUCAAGAACAAGAUCAAUCAGCAAGCACGCGGAAGAUCCACCGACGUUCUAGAACGCUGGAUUGAACUAUCCUCGCACUUCUUCACGCACUUUUGUUUGUCUCAUUGAUCUGGAUUGUGGCACGCUCAGUUUUGUUCCAAAGCUCCAAAGAGAGGAGAAAAAAGGAGGAAAAGAAAAAGAAAGGAGAGAAAGAAAAAAGCUCCCGUGAAUUAAGGAGCACUGCGGAGUUACAAGUUGAGUCACGGAGGAGAUUGAGCAUCAAGAGAGAGUGUAGAGAAAAAGACCAACAAAAAACAAAUAUAAGAAGGGGAGAAAAGAAAAAAGAGCAGCAGUGUGGAACUGUGAGGAUGGGACUUGGCCAGCUCGAGAAACACGCUCCGUCUUAAACAGUCGCCCAUCUGUCCUCAGGGUCUCUCAGCUCGAGCCUUGCUGCUUUCUCACAUUCUCUCAUCUCUGGGGAGAAAAACUUAACUAGGGAGGGAAAAAAAGGAGGAAAACCUUAAUCAGAGAAGGAUUGGAGUGAAGAUAAACAGUGGAGAUGAGAAGAUCAUCAUCAAAACAAUAAGAUCUGAAUUGAAUUGAGACUUUAUUAUACUCUUUUAACACAAAAAAACAAAAAAGCACAUCCAAGCAGGAUUUCUUUCUAUUGUUGGGAGUUUUUUUCUCUUGAGCUAUAAACCCUUAAACAUUGCAUAAACACUAGCUUUAUACUAGUGUUUUGUGUUCAGGCUGUUUCUGGAGGUUGUUGCUUCUUCUCACAAGUGAAGAAAGUGAAAGCCUUGUGCGGCCAGCGCAGCGCAGUGCUGUGUAUGUUCAGUGUGUGUUGGUUAAACUGUGGUGUGAUCUCCUUCCUCCAUGCGGGCUCCCCACGCUCGCCGUCCAUCUAACGUUACUACUACUACACACUGACUUGCGGCGCCUCAGCGAUACCAGCCUGGCUAUGAUGGGUUCAAGCAUGGACAUGGCGAGAUGGAGCUGGGGGGUUCUCCUCAUGUUCCUGCUGGAUUUAGUUGGAGUGGCAGCGACCAACAUGGAGCCCAUCUACUGGAAUUCUCUCAACAAAAGGUUUAAUGAUGAUAGGGGCUACGUCCUGUACCCCCAGAUCGGGGAUCGUCUGGAUCUCAUCUGUCCAGCGUCAGACCCGCCUGGACCCAGAGCUCCAGAGGACUAUGAGUACUACAAGCUGUACCUGGUGUCGUCACGGGAACAGGCAGACAGGUGUGAGGUUACCGGCGCCCCCAACCUGCUUCUGACCUGCGAUAAACCCAACAGUGACAUGCGCUUCACCAUCAAGUUCCAGGAGUACUCGCCCAACCUUUGGGGGCACGAGUUCAAAACCAUGCAGGACUACUACAUUAUCGCUACAUCAGAUGGCACGCGCCAGGGUCUGGAGAGCAUGAGAGGAGGAGUCUGCGCCACACAGGGCAUGAAGGUGGUGCUGAAAGUGGGACAAAGUCCUUAUGGACUUCCCCCCAAGCCUGGCAAACCUGAUCCGGCAUCCCGCACCAACAGAAAUCCAGGAUCCUUUGGAAACAAUACAUUUCCCAGGACUCCCGGCACAGGUGGGCCGGGCGGAGAGAACGGCCCCCUCCCGGCCUCCAACAUCGCAGUGAUUGCAGGAGCGGCCGGAGGCUCCGCCUUCCUCUUGCUGGUCACCGCCGUCAUCUGCGUGGUGUGUUACCGGCGGCGACACUCCAAGCACUCCGAGUCCCACCACCCCCCACUCUCUCUCUCCUCUCUCACCUCGCCCAAGAGGGGCGGCGGCGGUGGCGGCGGCGGCAACAACAACGGCUCGGAGCCCAGCGACAUCAUCAUCCCGCUGCGGACUUCCGACUCGGCCUACUGCCCGCACUACGAGAAGGUGAGCGGAGACUACGGACAUCCGGUCUACAUCGUCCAGGAGAUGCCCCCUCAGAGCCCCGCCAACAUCUACUACAAAGUAUGAGGACAUGGACGUCCUGACUGCCAGCCUACAGAAAAACAAACACCCUGUACCGUGCCAGUCUCGCCUACUACCUAAACCGUAACAAUAUGAACCUACGUUUCUUUCCUUCUCUGCAGCCAGUCCAGCUGUGACUGAGACGCUCUCAAGCCUUUUGACUGGACCCCACAACUCACACACAAACACACACACGCACACACACACUCAUACAAAUAUAUACACACACUCACAUUCAUAUAUAUGCGCAUAGACAUGCACCCUUAAAUCACGGACAUUUGUGACAAAUGAGGCGUGCGUAUUGAAAGGACAUGAUGUGAAAGCUUCUGCCAUCAGAGCGCAGAAAAUGCUUUCUUAGCGUUGAUCUCUGAGCGGAAAAAAUGUUCCGCGAGCGAUGAAUCGGAAAGCAGCUCUACCGCUCGAGGAGUCUCGGAGAAAUAUGCCACAACAUGAACUUCGGAACAAAACAAAAAAAGCAAACGUAAACUAAAAGAUGACUGAAGGUAAACUCCGUUCGUCCCGCCCACGUAAACCUAGCGCCAACGCUACGAUAACUCAAAGCUAGCAGUUUAUAGUUUGUUCAUUUGUGUUUGUUGUUCCUCUGAUGAAGGGGCGGGCCUCGGGCUGAGCCAAUCCGAGCGCAGCUCUGGCCUGGCGUGACCCCAGGCCUUGCGUUUGAUUGGAGGAGUCGUAGUGGCAUUGGAAAUCCUGUAUAUUUUAAUAACGUGCGUACUUUCGUGAGUGUGUAGGUUAAUAAUUAUGACACUGCUGAUGCACAGGAGUGUGUGCGCAGGCGGUGUGCUUCAGUCGCAGUGCACGAGCGUGUUUCUGUGAGUGUGUGCGUGAAUGUGUGUGUGUGUGUGGGGGUAAGUGAGUGAGAGAGUGGACAUGCAUUGUACUUGAGGGAAUGAAUGUGAGUGUGGCUGUUUGUUUGUUAGACUGUUUCAAAACCAAAACACGAAACGUGAGCGAAUAUCAAAAAAAAAAAAAACAACAAACUGAUUUUUUUAUCUCUUUCAUCACUUAUAGAUUAUAAUUAUAUAUGAAUAUUCAAUAAUUCCUAGAUGUCUUAUUUUUCGUUUCAUUUUCUCUAAAUGUAAAAUGACAGUUAUGUCGCUAGGCUCUUCUUUUUAUUCCCUUUUUUUAUUUCUUUUUCUUUUUUGUUUGCCUCGGCUUUAUGAAGUGCUGACCCUGUGUUUCUCUGUCUUUUGUAUUAUAAUUUAAUUUAAUACUUUUUUAUCAUUGUUAUUUCUUUUUGUCAAACCGAGGUUGUUGUUUUUUCUUCUAGCUCUUUCUCUCACUCUUUUUUUUCUCCCUUACUCAUCCUCCAUUUCCCAGGAGUCUCCACUCUCCAUGUAUAUUUUUAUAGCUCCUUGUACUAUGAUGUAGUUUUGAAGUUAGGCCUCGUUUGUGAAAGUGUUGAGGUAGAGGAACAAUCCCAGAAAGUUUCUUUUUUUUUAUUAUUAUUUUUUAAAAAAACGUGCGAAGACACUUUCGUUUUUUUUACAGGAAAAGAAAAAAGAGGAAAGGAAGGGGGGAAAAAGGAAGGGGGUGUUGGUGACAGGGGGGAGGGGGGGUAAAAGCAAAGAAUGCUAGAGGAGCUGUCUGUGAGGGAACGAGAGAAGGAUGAGAACCUUCUGGAAACAGGACUGAAAAACAGAAGGUAUAGCGCGGUAAAGAUAAAAAGUGGGGGGCGGUGAAGGAUCCUCGAAGGAUGGCAAGAGGAUGGAGGAGGAUGAAGAGAUGGGGAAAGACAUAUACACACACACAUACAGAGACAGAGAGAGAAAGGAAAGAGAGAGAGAGAGAGAGAGAGAGAGAUGGAGCAACGGAGGAGGGUUUUUAAUAGACUCUUGAAAGAGGCUGUGUGGAACUGUGCUGGGGAAAGCACGGACACGGAGGUAUUCUCAGCUACACACACACUCUCUCUCUCUCACACACACACGCACAGAGAGAGAGAGAGAACGCUGCUGAGGAAAAAGAAAGGGAUUCAAUCUCUCUCAGACGGAUGGAUGGAGAGAAAUAGUCUUUCAUACAUCCGCUCACGCUUUCUCUUUUUUCUGUUCUCGAGAAGUGAGGCGGAAAUAUUUGAGAGUCAUUUUGAAUUCUUUCAGUGUCUCACAACACGCCUUAGUAUAAUACAACACACACACACACACACACACACACACACACACGGUACCUACAGAUUCACAUUCUACAGCCUCAGAAAAUGAGAAUGCACUUGAAUAGACACACACACACACACACACAUGUCUUUAUAUAUCUGCAACUACCAGCCAGUAUAGGCAAAUGCAAGCACACACACACACACAUACACACACACACAGAAUGCACAAUCACAAUCCAUUCUGCCAUUCUGCUUGGGCACAUGGAUGCUGAUUACUUCAACAAAUGAAUUCUGAUUGGAGUCUCACACACUCACACACACACACUUUCACUCACCCAUAUACACACACAUCAACACACACGUUCUGAUUGCACUCAUGCAGUUCUGGGACUAGAGAACACACACCGAGCCGUGUGUCUCCUUGAUUGUGCCGACAUGAGUCUUAUUAUUUUUUUAUUUUUCAUUUCAAAAAUGUGCUCUUUUACAUUGCUGUGUGUGCGUGUGUGUGUGUAAGUGCUGGUGGCAGAAGGUGUGUGUAACCAUAAGCUAUGCUACUACUUUACUUGUGCUACAGCUAAUCAGUGUGUGUGUGUGUGUGGUGUUGCUUGAGCUGGAGUGAGACUGAAGGCCUCACACGAAACACACGCAUUAAUACACACUGUAAAAACGAUUGGUGCCUUAAAAUUUAGAUUUUAUUCCACUUCGAUUUAACGGGUUAACAGAAUGUAAGACACAAAUUAUUGUUCUGUUAACUGUCAGAAGUCCGAUGAAUUCACAAUUGUAAGGCAGCCAGCCUUUAACCCAUUACUGUCCACAUCGUAAAUGUAAUUUUUUUUUUUCUGCUUGUUUGAUUUUUGGUCCAUAUUCUAUUCAGGCUUCUGAGAAAUGAGAUGUAAAGCUGUUUAUCUUAGCAGUAAGUGUUUGUUUGUUUGUCCGGAAAACUCUCUAACAUUAGAAUAAAUGCAAAUGAAUAAAAGAAACAGUACAUUUGUGAGUUGAUGUGUCUGGCAGGGUUCCCACAUGUGCUGAAAAAAUCUGGAAAACCUGGAAAUGCAGAGGCUGUUUUCUCUGCAUUGUCGCAUGGAUAGAUAUUUAGAUAUGAGAAAUGGCAUCAUCAUGUUUUACAGUUUCUAACAUUAGAACUUGGUAUUUAAGCCAUUACCUAUUAUUCAUAUUGUCACUAUCCUGCAAAAAACAGUACAUCUCCAUUAAUGCCAUUUAUCACUUUUCGACAAAUUUUGAAUAUGCCCAUUGUUCUUUACUUUGUGUCAAAAUAUUGUGAUGAAUGGACCAAUAGAAAUGCUCCAAAAUGGCUUGGAAUAAAAUCGUGUUACAAUUUUUCCUUUGCUAAUGAAUAAGAUGAAUUUUAAGAACAAUUUAAAACAUUAUCUAUAAGUAUUAUCUGCAAGUUUUCACUGUGUUCAUAACAUUCCGUCUAAUCUGCAACUUGGCGUUCCUUCUAUAUUGUAAUUUUUAUGGAUUUGCAGAAGUAUUUGCCUCAUAUGAUAAAUAUCUGCAGUCCCAAUUAAUAGCAAUUGACUUUAAUAACUGUGUAAUUAGACACACAUUCAGUAACAAUAGCAAAUGUCUAGCUCAAAUCAUAAACAAGUCCCUGGUUUCAGGAAUCUACUGUCUAUUUUUUUGUUUUAAGAAAAGAGUGGGAUCCCUGCUUUUGUUCAGUGUAUAAGUGUUUAGUAGUAGAUAAACAGUGUUAAACUUAUGCAUUCCUCAAGACCUCAAGAAAGGUGACAUUCAUAUUGUCGCUGUCCAAUAAAAAAACAUGUAUCUUCAAAAGAGCUCCUUCACAGGAGAGCUUCUUAAGAAGAGUUUUUUUUUUUAUAUAAUUUCUGGAGAAUUUUGAUUCGUCUGUUUAUUAAGAAGUUUGUUUUAUGUAAUCAUUUUAAAGUAAAAUAAACAAAAAUGGAGAUUUUAGUUUUUUCAUUGGACAGCAACAAUAUCCAGAUCUAGCUAUCCAUCCUUCAUUAAAGAAAAAAGCUUUAAUAUAAGCUGCUGUUGGAACUGAACAAAUCAUACAAUAUCUGGAUGAUCUCGUUACUAUGUUACUUCUAACCAACUUAUUAACUGCAAUAAGUGUGCUGACCAACAACACUUCAUAAAUCCUACUGGAGUUCUGGAAUUAUAUUUAUUUAUGUUUAUUUGAAGGUUUUUAAUGUUAUUUUAAUGUUUUAAAGAGAGACACACUUACUGUUGAGAUAAAUACUUUUAAUAAGCCAUUUAAUGUUUUGGCUGCUUUUUUUCAUGCAGCAGUGCUUGCCUGAGAAUGUCAGUAGAUGAUGAUGAUGAUGAUGAUGAUGUUUUAUCACUUAAGUUGUAGUAAAUUCAGUCUUAAUGAACAUGCACUUGUUGACUAUGAUAAAACCAAUAGAAAUGUUCAGUUUUAUUAAUUAAAUUGAAUUAAAGCAUGAACGCAUUGAAAAUCACUUGCAAUUUAAAGUUAAAUUAACAGGGACCUAUGAGCCUGUUUACACCUCGUCGUCUCAUGUGAGUAGCAUCAGGAUUGUAAUCACAUUUUGUGUUAAGGGACCGGGUGUAAACGGGGUCUGUAGCUCUACACCACAUUUCAUCACUUUAUAAACUAGAUCUGCAGCAUUUUUUCUGGUCAUGCUUAACAAGUUUUAAUAUGUUUUAAUAUGUGAAGUUAAACCAAAUCUUUUUUUUUUUUUACAGCACAUACACAGACACACACAUGCAGACACAUCAAAAUACACAAAUGUUUAGGUAUUGCACCACACUAAUGGUGGUGUGAAUCGCACUAAAAUCGGGAGUGCAUCAUGAUGGAGGAAAACGCAGUCCCGAUUUGAGUGCUCUGGAGUUUGGAGUUGUUUCUGGUGUAAAACUGCAGUGAGUAAUACAUGUGUUUGGGGUGUCAUGUCAGUAUUCUGUUCAGGCGUCACGGUCAUGUCAGUGUUUCUUUGCUGUUAAGCUGCAGUUGGUUGAAUUUGGUGUGUUUAUUUGCCACUGUCUGUAGGUUCUCAACACAUCAGCUUUCCAAAUCGUGUCCGUUCCGUAACUUAAGUUGAGAUAUCGCCAUGUUUCUGUCCUCUGGAUGCUCUCUCUCACACAUCACACACACUUCAUGAGCCCCAGCAUCCAAGGACUUUGUCUGACUGGCGAGGAGCUUGUUGCCACUGAGCUGGAGGAGAUGAAUGAAGCAUAUUUUCUUCUGGACAACAACGGCUGCCACAACACCGAAGACGCCUCUGGAAAUACAAACGUUUCUGGACUUGUGUUUGUUUUUUCCACAUCAUUACAUCUCUGGAGCUGCGUUUCUGUGUGUUUUUUUCUUCAUUUCCGCUUUCUCGUUUACUCUGUGCGCUUGCUUUGAAGCCAUGGAUGCUGGAAUAUGUAUUUUUGCAAGCAAACAAAAAAAAACGAGAGGAAAAAAAAAAAACAGAAGCAGAGGAAGCGAGUGAGAAUCUGUUUUUGUUUUUUUUCUGUUUUGGUUUAUUUUUGUUUAAAGUAGAGAACGCUUCAGUAUGCGUGCGUGUGUGUGUACAUGUUUCUCUGUGCCAAUAGCCACCGAGCGACGGCCGCUUUAAGGACCUCCGUUGCUCUCGACUUGCUGUGUUGAGACUUUUGUGGGACACUGCAUUUGUGUGUGAGAUGUUUUUUUUUCUGUGUUUAUCCCUCCAUCCUUCUCUCCCGCCCCUCACCUCUCUUUCUUUUCCUCCUUUCCCUCCACCCCAUACACACCUCCUGAACUGGGGGUUUUAAAAAAAUCUAGUACAUUCCUUUGAAGAAAUGUUGAUUAAAAAAAUGACAAAAAUUGUUUAAGCACCA
Astyanax mexicanus (Mexican tetra) is the source of this 8221-nucleotide messenger RNA. RefSeq names its product ephrin-B3b (gene efnb3b). Gene Ontology annotation, biological process: axon guidance; ephrin receptor signaling pathway. The coding region runs from base 1312 to 2316 and encodes 334 amino acids. The transcript is spliced from 5 exons. The record is from RefSeq and is a predicted model, not a curated record. Lineage: Eukaryota; Metazoa; Chordata; Actinopteri; Characiformes; Acestrorhamphidae. Gene Ontology annotation, cellular component: plasma membrane. Gene Ontology annotation, molecular function: ephrin receptor binding.